AGUACACGCAGUUACUCCCAACGAAAGGGAACUCCGCUAACGCUUCAACUUCGAGAGUUGACGUUGCCACACGAAGUUUUGUGCAUCGACGUGCGUGAUGUAAUCUAAUGGCAAGAUACCAGCUCUACUUUGGAAUGCUGUGCAUGAACUACAUCAUUCACUGAAUAAUAAAUAAACAUGAGGCUCUCCUGGAAUGUAAUACUUUUGGCGAUCAGUUUUCUACUGGAAGGAUGUCUGGCCAAUUUACCUCCUCUAUUCACAAUGGAUAUGAACAAUUUAGUGAUUCCCGAAAAUACUCCCGUGGGUACAGUUAUCUACACUCUGCAAGGUAAUGAUCCAGAGAAUAGUCAAGUGCACUACGACCUCCAAGGAACUGACGUGUUACAAGUUGAUCAAGCGACAGGAGAAGUCAGAAUUAUAAAACCACUGGAUUACGAGACAAACAACACUCUGAAUGUCAUUGUAAGCAUAGAGGAUGAAGUGGAAGGAGGAGGAAAAAAUAAUAUCGUGGAAGUUCCUAUCACGGUAAUCAUCUCUGACGAAAACGAUAAUCAGCCGGAAUUUAAAAAUACGCCGUACGAAAUCAUCGUUAACGAGGACGCCAUGCCCGGAACACGAGUGUUUUCCAGCGUCACCGUCGCCGAUAAGGAUACGACCGGAUCGAACAUCGAGGUGGAAUGCAUAAAUAUCCCGGAAUACCGCGAUGCCUGCGAAAUCUUCAAUAUCGAAACGCUCUCCUCCGAGCAGAAUUCGUUCGAAGGUGCGAUAACCCUACGGAGAAAAUUAAACUACGCCGAACAGCAGCGGUAUGGAUUCGUUCUCAGGGCGACGGAUGGCGAACUGAGCAGCACUGCGAAUGUUUCAAUUAACGUUGGUGACAUUCAAGAUACUCCUCCCUACUUUAUUGGAAACUUAUCUUCCGAAGUAGAUGAAAAUGCACCCAUAAACACGCUGGUUUUGACAGCACAUGCAGAAGAUGGCGAUAGGGGCAAUCCAAGGAAAAUUGUUUACGAAAUAGUGGAUAAUCCAAUGGAUUAUUUCCUCAUAGAUGCAAUAUCAGGGGAAGUGAGGACUGCUAGACCUCUGGACAAAGAGGCCAUCUCUAAUCCCGAGGGUAUCCUAAAGUUCCAUAUAGAGGCUCACGAAUUGAUCGAUGGUAUAGAAAGUCAUGAGCCUCUCACAAUGGCCAAGGCCGAAGCGACGAUUAGGAUCAAAGAUGUCAACGACGAACCGCCAGAAUUCAAUAAGCGAGAGUAUUUCGUCGAAAUUCCGGAAAACAUACAAGAAGGGUCUGCCCUACCCGGAUUAGACAUGAUCGUCAAGGACCCGGACGAGGGGAAUAAUUCUGCUUUCUCUUUGGAACUCAUGGACAUUUCGGAAGUCUUCUCUAUCGAGCCCAAAACGGCGAUAGGCUCCACGUCUGCGAUGAUUCGCGUAGUGAACAGUUCCCUCGACUACGAAGAUCCGAACCAACGAAAAUUCAUAAUCCUAGCCAUCGCCAAAGAGUUGUACACAGAGGAGAAGCUUUCUUCAACGGCCACAGUGACCAUCAUCGUAGCAGACAUUAACGACAAUCCGCCGGUUUUCGACCAGGAGAGCUUCUCAGCUACGAUAUCGGAAAUAGCUACGCCAGGAACUCUCGUGACUACCAUCGUAGCCAAAGAUAGGGACAGCGGGCGAUUCGGAGAGAACGGUGUCGUCUAUAGACUGGGAGGCAGUGGGUCAGAAAAAUUUGUCGUCAAUAAUCGAACGGGUACAGUGACAGUGGCAUUUUGUGAAAAACCUGGUACGGUCAGUUGUUUGGACUUCGAAACGAAAGCAGAAUACCAACUGCAGUUCAUGGCAACAGAUGAUGAUGGCAAAGGUCAAACUUCUACUGUUCCGCUCAAGAUUUAUCUCACCGAUACGAACGAUAAUCCUCCCGUAUUCACCCAGUCAGUCUACCGAGCUUUCAUAAAUGAAGGCACUGUGAAAUUAGAUCCAGAUUUAAUUGUAGAAGCUAUUGAUGCUGACAAAACAUCACGCAUAUCUUAUUCAAUAAUAGCUGGAAACGAUGAAGGAUUAUUCAGUAUUCUGCCGGUUGCUGGAAUAAUAAGGAUAACUAACAACAAGGGAUUGAAUAUCAGCCAUGAUACCGAUAAUAUUGUUUCGUUGACUGUUAUGGCUACUGAUGGUAAAUACACCUCUACAUCCAUAGUGAACAUCACAGUUUUGGACAUAAAUGAUCAUGCUCCCGUAUUUCCAGAAGUCAAUUAUAUUGAAUCUGUUCAAGAAGAUGUUCCGAUAGGUACAUCCAUUGCCCAGUUAGAAGCAUUGGACUCCGAUAGUGGAGACAAUGCAGCCAUUGAAUACGCCAUACAAAAAGGAGGAUACGAUGAUUUCAAGAUUGAAAAUUCUACUGGUAUUGUGACGGUUUCAAACAAGCUAGAUUUUGAUCGAAGAAACACAUACCAUAUUGAAGUUGUUGCCAUGGACCACGGUGUACCAAGUUUAAGUGGAACUACAAUACUUACCAUCAAUAUCGUCAAUGUGAAUAACAAAAUGCCAUAUUUUGUUCCCACUACUCAAACGGCAGAGGUUAUGGAAGACGCUGCUGUUGGUUCACUGGUUUAUACAUUAACAGCUUUGGAUCCUGAUGUGAAUACAACCGAAGCCCUAAAUUUCGCUGCAACUGAACCAAUAACAGCACUAGAUAAGCAUGGUCACGAAGUAUUGGAAAACAGCAAAUUCAAAGAUUUCUUCUCUGUCGAUAAAAAUACUGGCAGAGUUACUGUAGCGAACCCUAUCCUGAGAGACAUAGCAUCUGUGGUAAGGAUAAGCAUCUUAGUCACCGAUAUAACGGCACCGACUGUACAACAAGGACAAGGUCUUCUGGUUAUCACUAUUGGUGAUGUUAACGAUUCCCCUCCGAUGUUUCUACCUCCCUGGACUGCAGAAAACCCCAAUUAUUAUCUAGAGCUCAAAGAGGAACAGCCGGCUGGUACCAUUGUGGCUACCUAUAAAGCUAUCGAUGAGGAUUCUGAUAUUGCUGGGUAUAUCAUCCAUCCAGAGAGUGAAUACUUUCAGAUAAACAACGGCACCGGCAUAGUACAGUUAAAGAAAAAAAUCGACUAUGAGACGAUCCGAGAGCUCAAUUUCACCAUCCUCGCGUUUGAUACCGGUUUCCCUCAAUUGAAUGCCUCUGCCACCAUUUUAGUGAAGAUUACCAACCUGAACGAUAAUGAUCCUACCUUCACCCAGGACCAGUACAAUACCACUAUCAAUGAAAACUCACCAAAUGGCACUGUAGUACUAGCUGUCCGAGCACUAGAUAAAGAUGCUGAAGAGUAUGGAGAAGUGCGUUAUACAUUAGCUGGUGAACAUAGUGAGAACUUCGCGAUAGACAAUAAAACCGGCUAUAUAACAGUGGCCAAUUCUAACUUUCUUGAUCACGAGAGAAUUAAUGAGACUGUGAUACAAGUUGUAGCUUUCGACCUCGCACCUCGUAACUUAAGACGGACAGUUUCGGUUCCUGUUUACCUGAAGAUUAAUGACGUUAACGAUAACGCGCCGCAAUUUUACCAGAAGGAAUAUAAUGUAACGAUAAUGGAAGAUGUGCGAUUGAAUCCGCCUGUGCCCAUUAUUCAAGUCAAUGCCACAGAUGAGGAUUCAGGAGUUCAUGGAAGUAUUCAUUUCAGUAUCCUAUCGGGAAACGAUAACGAUGUUUUCCUAAUGGGUUUCGAUACUGGCAUACUUUAUACACAUAAAUCACUGCUUGGGCAAACGAGGGAUUUCCAACUCGCGAUAGAAGCGAGAGAUGGUGAAGGCAAUGGACAAUUAUUCGAUAGAGCUGUUAUCAAUGUACACGUCUUAAAUGUCAACGAACAUAGACCCGAAUUCAUCAUGCCUGCACUCUCGAAUGCCACUGUGGAAGUUUUGGAGAAUGCUGCUACGAAAGACUAUCUGGUUAUGACAGUCAAAGCCAUAGACAAAGAUGAUCAUGAUAAUGGAAAAGUAACCUAUCAUUUCAAAGUUGAUAAUGUCAAUGUUCAAGAAACAACUGAAUUCUCCAUAAAUCCUACCACUGGAGAGCUGAAAACCAAGCAAAUUCUAGAUCGUGAAAUGAAACCAAAAUAUCAAUUGAUUCUGGUAGCUAGAGAUCAUGGUUCGCCUAAAUGGUAUGAAACCAUCAGACACCUUACGGUGUUACUUGUGGAUGAAAACGAUAAUAGACCAGAAUUUCCAGGAUCCAAAUCAACGAAUCCUUAUCACUUUUUCGUACUGGAAAAUAAUCCAAAGAAUAUAUUGAUCGGGCAAGUGAAAGCUCUCGACAGAGAUGAGGGUAACCAUGCUAAAGUCUACUAUUACAUUCUCUCCGGAAACUCUGAAGACGCUUUCUACCUAGACCGAACUGACGGCGGCAUAUAUGCCAACAAGUCCUUCGAUAGGGAACAAACGGAAGAAUACGACCUCCUAGUGAUAGCAAACAACGAUCCAAACUUCCUGGUCUCCUCGGAUGACCUUCAACCGGACGAAGAUGACAGGAGCAUCGCUAAGGUCAAGGUCACCAUCAGAGACCUCAACGACAACCCGCCGAUUUUCGAGCAGCAAAUCUAUUAUGCUGCGGUCAACGCCAUGGCUAACAUCAACGAUUUUGUUGCCAACGUGACGGCAGUGGAUCCGGAUUCGGGCUUGAAUGGGUCGUUAACUUACUACAUCAAAGCGACAAAUCUGUACAAGUUCAAUUCGAAUCGGAGCUCUGGAUCCAUUAUUCCAUCGCCGUUCAACAUCAGCGACAAGGGGGAAAUUUGUACUGCUACUUACUUGGCGGAGAAUAAUCAGCACAGAUUUGUGAUUGACGUGAUCGCUAGAGAGAAUGCGUUUCCCGAACGCGAAGCUUAUGCCAAGAUUCAUGUAUGGAUUUUCGAACCAGAGCAACUUAUAAGGGUCAUCCUCUCUAGGCCGAGAGAGGAAGUGAUCAAUGAAAGAGAGGAGAUUAUCGCCGAAUUGAGCAAUGCUACCCAGAGUUUGGUUAUAAUUGAUGAAAUUCGAUAUCAUACAGACGACAAUGGAGUGAAGAAUGAAGAUUGGACCGACCUUUACAUCCUCGUCGUCGAUGCCAAAUCUCAGAUAAUUCAACCAGUGCCCGAUGUCUUGAAGACGAUCGAUUCGAAAUACGAUUUUCUCAAAGACUAUUAUGCCGGCUUUGCCAUUGAGAAUGUCGUUCCAGCCUUCGUAACAGAAAAAGCAGAUACCUUCGAUCCUGCAUUAGUUGCCCUCAUAGCCCUUCUCAUAGUGCUCAUAGUCGGCAUCAUAACGUUUAUCGUGGCCUGCUGUUGUCUCCGACACUGGAUAAUAUCCCCAACGGAUCUCAAGAAAAAAGACGCACUGAUCAAGAAAGCUAUCAUUGACGAUUUGAAUACGACUGAGAAUCCUCUAUGGAUAGAACAGAAAUUGAAAAUUUACGAAGAACAGGAGCUGACAAUGCAAGUUUUUAAUGAACCAGAGCAAAUUAUCCAUGCCAGAAGAGAUAGUGACGACUAUGUGACGGACAACACGUAUGCUACUAUACAACACCCCAAUAGAAGAGGUUCAUCACAUUUGGCGUCUAUGUCGAUAGCAGAUGAUUUAGCUGACUAUGCGACACUGUCAGGUGUACCAAAUCACAAAAAUGAGAGUAAUAAUAGCUCUCUUAGAGGAGAAUCUAAUUAUUAUGAAGCUGCCAUGGGGUUUCAAGGUUCGACUUUCCAAGUGCCAGAUAGAUUAGGCCAUUCGAAAGACUACAACCCUUAUGGUGCGAAAUUCGAAGGUUCGGAGCUCACCAUCAAUCAUGAAGGACAACCAGAAUACGUGGCAGAACUGAUUUAAGAUAUAGUUUUGAAUAUAUAGUUUCGCCUGAAAUUAUUGAAGAAUUGACAAUAUUACUUGACAAGUGCUGUUGUUUUUUUUUUUUUUCAAUAAUAUUUUAUUGUUUGGAAUGAGCUAUGGCUGUAGACGAUAAGAUUCAUAUUAACUUCUUGAUAUUAUUUUAGAGAAUUAUGAAACUGGUGUAUUGAUGAUGCCACUAUUUCGUGAAAUGCAGUUGUUUUGUUUCAGUGGUCGAGUGAGUGUCCACCAGUUAUUUAUUCAUCUCAUUUCAUUAUAUAUUGCAUUAAUUUCAAUCUCCUGUUCGAUCACAUUGCCAUAUCAUCUUUUAUGAUUAGUAUAGGAAUUUAUUUAUAGAUUUUUCUAGAGAAGGAAAAAGAUAAUUAUAAAUAUUGUAUACAUUUGUACAUAUAAAAUAAAAUAUCUUUACAUAU
Phaedon cochleariae (mustard beetle) is the source of this 6278-nucleotide messenger RNA. The record is from the annotation of a GenBank genome assembly. NCBI's taxonomy places the organism in Eukaryota, Metazoa, Arthropoda, Insecta, Coleoptera, Chrysomelidae.